AAAUGCGUUCGCUGAACACCGAUUGAACAGAACGAUUUCAGUUAACAAACGGCUCCAUAAGUAUAUUCACAAAAUGAAGAUUUUACUUUUUGUAUUUCUGUGCUUUUCCUUAGCCAUCGGUAGACAUAUCGAUUAUCAAAAAGUCUUUGUCAUAGGUGAACAUGAAGAAGGCGAUUACCUUAUCACUAAUAGAACGAUUUUUAAGCCUCCCAUCCCACGGGUACCUAUGAAAGCUACAAUUGGAGUGCACACACAUUCAGAAGAUGAACUUCUCACAUAUAUUAAAAUCAUAAAUAUAGCAGACAAAAGGACGCUAUUUAUACCAAAAAGAAUGACUCGAACAAAUACAGCGAUAUUUGUUAUGGGAAAACCCGGAGAAGGAUUACUUACACGCGUGGAAGGUUAUGCAAAAAGUAUUUCAGCACCAAGCACAACUACAAAUAAAUCUGAUAAUGAAGACAAGAGCACAUCAAGUAGUAGCGAAGAAAGUAAGAAUACAUCUGAAAGCAAUGAAAGAAGCAAUGAAAACAUCAGCACAUCUGAUACUGGCGACGAAAAUAAUAUCCCCGAUAACGGAAAAGGUGAUGGAAACAACAGUUUACCCGAUGCUGGAGAUGAAAAUAGUGCAUCCGAUGGUAGAGACGCCAACAACAGUGCGAGCGAUGGUGGAGAUGGCAACAACAGUGCAUCCAAUGGAGGAGAUGGAAACAACAGUGCAGCCAAUGGCGGAGAUGGCAACAACAGUGCAGCCAAUAGUGGAGAUGGCAACAAUGGUGCAGCCGAUGGCGAAGAUGGAAACGACAGUGCAGCCAAUGGCGAAGAUGGCAACAACAGUGCAGCUGAUGGCGGAGACGGAAACAACAGUGCAACCAAUGGUGGAGAUGGAAACAACGGUUCAGUCGAUGGCGGAGAAGGAAACAACAGUAUAGCUGAUGGCAGAGAUGGAAACAACAGUGCAGCCGAUGAUGGAGAAGAAAACAAUGUACCUGAUGAUGGGGAAGGAAACAACAUACCGGAUAUGAAUAACAGAAACAACAGUGCACCCGAUGUUAGAGACGGCAACAAUAAUGCACCUGAUGCCGGGGAUGGAAGCAACAGUGCUCCCGACGGAGAAGAAAAUAACAAUGUAGCUAACACAGGCGAUGAUAACAGCGGUGUACCCAAUGAUGGGAAAGGAAACAACAACGCACCAAAUGCAGGUGAAGAAAACAAUAGCGAACCCAAAAAUGAUGGAAAUAAUAAUGAACCUAACGUUGGAGAAGGAAACAACAGUGUAUCCUAGGAUGAAGAAGGAAACAACAGUGUACCCGAGAAUGGCGAUGGAAACAACGAUGCACCCAUUGAUGGCGACGAAAACAAUAGCAUGCCCGUUAGUGGGAAUGAAAACAGUACGCUUGAUAAUGACAACGGAGGGGACAACUCACCUAAUAAUGGCGAUAAAAACAAUAGCACAUCUGAUAAUGGCAAUGGCGACAACGACAACAAUAACAAUUCUGGUGAUAACGAUGUAGAAUCUUAAAUGAAUUAACAAUUAGAAAUUAGAAGAAUUAACAAUUUGGACUGAAAAAAUUAUGUUAUAGACAUUUAAUUUGAGUUCUGAAUUUGUAAUAAUAAUCAUGUGUAUUAUUACAUGUAUCUAAAAUAUAAUAUAAAAUCAAGAUUGCAUUAUACAUUAGACAAUAUGUUAUUUGAUUAAUGUGUAUGUGUCUAAAUGUAAUUAUAAAUAAGGAUAUGUAAAUAGUAAUUUUUUUAUAUUAAUCUUGUACUAUUUAAAUAUUAAUAUAUAAUAAUUUUGAGAAUGUUCCAUUUUACGAGAUAUGGUAAAUGUUAAAUAUUUUUAAUGUUAAUAUUUCAUAAUAUAUUUGCAUAUAUAUGCUAGCUUGUCAAAUCCAUACGCUCUACUGAUACAUAAAUUUCUUCUAUAUCAGAAUAUCAUAGAUCCUUAAUAUCUUAAAAAUAGACACAAUUAGAUACAUAUUUUCCUGUAAGCAUGCAUCGUUAAUUUCUGUUGCUUUCCUCGCUAUUAUACAAUACAUUUCCA
Molecule: messenger RNA, 2041 nt
Organism: Pogonomyrmex barbatus (red harvester ant)
Lineage: Eukaryota; Metazoa; Arthropoda; Insecta; Hymenoptera; Formicidae
Source: RefSeq, a predicted model, not a curated record